AUGUCCAUUUUGACAGCCAAGUGGUGGCCUCUCAUCUGGCUGCUAUGCAGGUAUGCAAAUGCAAUGGUAGCUGAUGCUAGUUGCGAGGAGUCCAAUUUCCUUGCUAUGCAGUUCCUGCAGAUGACAUCAUCCCUGAAUCCAGAGCCGCAUUCAUCGUUGAAGCCCUGGGACGUACAUUACUACAUAGGUGUUACAUACCACAAGUCUGGAACUCAUCUCAUGAUGCAAUUGUGGAAUCUGACAUUUGAUGCCCUUGGGGCAAAGCCAGCUGACAUGGGCCAAUGGAGCCAGCCCUGUUAUCCCAACUACUGUUACGCACCAGACGCACCAAUCCAACUCUGGUUAAACCUCUACUCGCCAGAAAAGGCGCAGGAAUCGCGCAGGGAUGCUGCCGACCGAGGCUUGCGAGGCCUGCGGGUCGCAGGAUUUGUCCGAGACCCUGUGUCCAUGAUCGUUUCUGCCUACUGCUACCAUCACCGGGGCGAGGAACCCUGGAACAUGGUGGAGAAUCCCCACAAUAUCCUAACACAGAUGGGCCCACGAGAGGGCCUCGCUUUUCUCGGUGAACGUAUGCUGCCCAAAGUCACGAAUAUGACGGAUGUCUUUGCGCACCCGGCCAACGACACUCUUCGCCUCGACUACGAGAAAACCACGGCUUCCUCUGAUGGUUUUGAUUCAGAGAUGGUCAAGCUGAUCGACUUCUUCUUUCAGGGCUUCAUUUCUGAUGAGGAGAAUGCUUUGGUCUUAAAUGCAACCCAGAUGGCAGACCUGAAUCGACAUCCUUUUCUGGAAACAGAGCAUUCCAAUGACGACGACUGCGAGGCGCGAACACGGGAGUAUGUGCCAACCAUGCCUGCGCAUCUCUUGGCGCAGUACCGUUCCUUCCAGCAGAGGCUAGGAUAUGCCCCAGCCUGA
This is a messenger RNA of Symbiodinium necroappetens, 915 nucleotides long. Lineage: Eukaryota; Dinophyceae; Suessiales; Symbiodiniaceae. The record is from the annotation of a GenBank genome assembly.